This is a messenger RNA of Oppia nitens, 2546 nucleotides long. Its product is annotated as low-density lipoprotein receptor-related protein 12-like. The record is from RefSeq and is a predicted model, not a curated record. The coding region runs from base 215 to 2398 and encodes 727 amino acids. Gene Ontology annotation, molecular function: protein binding. The transcript has 4 exons. NCBI's taxonomy places the organism in Eukaryota, Metazoa, Arthropoda, Arachnida, Sarcoptiformes, Oppiidae. Gene Ontology annotation, cellular component: plasma membrane.
AACCAUUGAAAAUCAGCUGAAAAAUGAUUAAAAAAUCAACAAAUAUGUCGUACUAUUGACUGAUAGUAUAGUCGAUAAUAAUUAUUAUGAUUUAAACAGUGAUUAAAUGAUUUAGUAAUUGAAUUAUAAAUAUAUUUAAAAUGUUUGACUAAUUUCUAAUCAAUUCAGACCAUCGAUUGACUUCAUAUUCAGACAUCAAUUAAGCGACAAAUGAAUGGAUAAAUCAUUGGUUCAGUUGUUAUUCAAAUCAAACAAUCAUUCAAAUAGUGGUUAUUAUUAUUAUUUGAAUCAAUUGUUUCAAUCGUUGAACAAAACAUUAGUCACUUACGUAUUGAUUGCAAUCGUAAUCAAAUCGGUUAACGCCAGCGAUGAUCAUUCAAACACAUUGAGGAUAUUGGAUACGAUAUUGUCUGCUAAGGGAUCCGUUAAUAACCACACUAUCACUGGUUUGGCCUUUGCGUCGAUUGAUUCAAAGCCAGUGCUCAAGAAAAUACAUUGCGAACCAAUCGAGGAGUUGACUGGCAUUCGGGGAUCAAUUGAAAGUCCAAAUUAUCCAAAUCCUAUUCACAAUCAAACUUCAUGUCAAUGGGAUAUAAAGGCAUUAAAUCCCAAUCAUGUGAUCACUAUUAGCUUUGAUGAUUUGGAUAUUGAAGAUAAACAGUGUCCACAUAAUAAAAAUUCAAAGAUAUUGACAAACAUUGAAGAAAAUUGUUGUUUUUCUUGGAUUAAGAUAUUUUCAGAUUCAGACGUCGAGAGCAAAUACUGCGGUCGGAGUGAAGACAAUAAUCUUAUACUUAAACCAUUUAUAUCGACAUCAAGUCGUGUGUCUAUUAAAUAUCACAAAACAUCUCUUGUAGAUAGUAGUCGUGGUUUUCAUUUGUCAUACAUAACGGGUGCGCCUAAGUCUGCCAAAUGUAGAUCCGAUGAAUAUCAUUGUCUUAAUGGCAAAUGUAUACCAAAUAAAUGGAAAUGCAAUCGAAGAGAUGAAUGUGGCGAUGGUUCAGAUGAAAGCAAUUGUGAUGACAUUUGUUUGUCCGCCAAUCAAAUGAAAUGUAAUACUGAUAGCAAUCACGUGAGAGCAACUGUUGGCUGUUAUACUUUUCCCACACAAAGAUGUAAUUCCGUGUUUGAUUGUGACAAUGGCGCCGACGAAAAGGGAUGCGGCGGUUGUCCACAAGAUAUGUUUGUCUGCAAAACUGGUCAGAUCUGCUACAGUGAAAGCAAAAGAUGUGACGGAACUAUUGAUUGUAUGGACUAUUCUGAUGAAUUAAACUGUGGUAUUUGUCCUCAUAAUAAGGUUCAAUGUGGACCCAAUGCAUUGUCUCAAUGUUACGAUCCAAUCACUCAACGGUGCAACCAAUUACUUGACUGUCCUAACGGUGAGGACGAAAUCGGCUGCUUUAGUAAAUGUCACAAUAAGAUACUCUGUACUUCUGGAAAUGGAUGUUAUUCAGCUGAAGAACGAUGUAAUGGAGUUCCUGAAUGUAGUGACUAUUCGGACGAAAAGAACUGUACUCUUGAGUUGUGUCGCGCAGAACGCGGAAACUUUCUGUGUGCCAACAGAAGAUGUAUUCGAUCCGUUUGGACCUGCGAUCACUCGAAUGAUUGUUCCGAUGGUACCGAUGAAAUCAAUUGUCUCAAAAAUAGUGUAAUAACAGCUGCAAUAAUGGGAUCAUUAAUAUGUGGUUUGCUAUUAGUCAUAGCAAUUUCAUGCACGUGUAAACUGAUUGCAUUGAGACAAGUGGAAAGACAUCAUCACUCAAGUACUCAUACCUCACCAUCACAUAUAUCAUACAAUUAUGACAGAAGUUUUAAUGUAAACGGUUUUACUGGUGAUUCGGAUACACCGUUGUUUCGUCUCGAACAGGGAUUCUUUUUUCGUGAGCCACCACCCAGUUAUGCCACUGCAGUGGGCGGCUAUCCAACCGAUAGAAACAACACAUACAUUGAACAGAUUCGUCAAAUUAGACGACAAAGAAGACUUAGACGAAACCGACGUCGACCUCCAACUCCACCACCGCUUGAUUUUGUCGGCGAAGAUAAUGAACAGAAUAUAAGUCAUUCGAGUUCUACAGCUAUCACUUGUCCUCAUUUGACUGUUUCUUCACAAACUAGUAAUAGUAACACAAAUCAUAACGAAACUAACAAUCAAAUUCCAAAUAAUGAUAGUUCCAGUAAUAAUAAUAAUAAUCAUAACAACAAUAAGAAAAAUACUGGAUCUAUUCAACAGAAUAAAGAUGAAGUGAUAAGCGGUGGUCAGAGCCCAAACUCAUCUACCGAUUCAUCCAAUGAACAGCCAUUAAGUCCGACGUUGUCUUCAAAUUCAGUUAACAUUGAAUUGGAAAGCAUUCCCUCAUUAUCUCAGAGCGACUGUGAUUCUCAACCGCUUAUUAGAUAACUAUAAGUUUACCAUUAAAUCAAUGACUGUUUAUAAAUAACUUUUGAAAAAAUAUUUUAUAUGAUUUAAUUUCUUUUUUAAAUACAUUUAUGCUUUAUUAUUGUAUAAAAAGCUUUAUUUUAUUUGAUAUACUAUACAAACUUUACUA